UUUUUACAUUCAGAAUCUAUAAGAUCGUGAAUGUUAUUAGAAAAAUGUUGAAUAACGGAUUGUGAUUUAUUCCGUAUUGAAUUAUUUUUAGCCUUAGGCUUGUUGCCUUUCCGGUUGGACGCAGGCAUUUUUGAAAUUAAUGAAAUUUUAAAUUAAAUUAACUAGGCUAAAUUAGUCUUCGAUUAGACUCCUAGCUAGCCUUAAAAAAGGCUGAUUAAUUUCUUAGUCACUCUAAUAUCACUCUUUGUAUCACUUAGUCACUCUAAUAUCACUCUUUGUAUCACUUAGUUAGUGAUUCAGGUAGCCUUGAAAAAGACUGAAGCCUUGAAUCAAUGAAACUCUAGGUAGCCAGAAAAAAAUUCCAGGAGCCAAGAGCUAUACGCGUGCGGUGCGAACGACUGUUCAACACCGACUGAUACGCUAAUUAUUCAUUUUUCAAUUUGGUCUUCGAACUUGAUCAAUAAUCCAAUAGAAACUUUCAAAUUAACCUAAGCUUGUUGAAAUCGACACAGCCAUCUUCGGGAAAGUUGAGCGGUUAGAAAAAUCACACAUACACAGACAUUUUCCGGUCUCGUCGAGCUGAGUCGAAUGAUAUAUAAUACUUCGGGGUCUUCGGAGCUCCAAUAAAAAGUUAUGACCUUUCUAAAGACAAAAAUACAUGAACCUGUCAUACGGAAUGUGAAGAAGCACGCGCUAGCGGAUACCACGAUUAGUACUGUUCACACACGCAAUUUUUGACAGGGAUUCUGCAGAUAAAAAAGAUCGUUCCACUGAAUGCCGCACAUUCUGGCUUUGUAUUAAAAACAUGAACGCGAGUGCUCUUCAGAAGCGUGUUUGGCCAUGACGAUGAGGAGUCGGGUGGGCUUUUAGCUUCGAUUGGCAACUGUUUAAAAAAUCUGAAUUCAUCACACACACCACACAUCCGAAAACAGAAUGAGGCAAUGAAAUGAAGCCGAAACAAGUGCAUCAAAGCAACCUUGGAAUGCUCAAUGAAAGUCGAAUUCUGGUUUUUUUUUGGUCUUGGAAAGUUACUUUUCACCAUGUCUAGUAGGUCUCGUUUGGGCACCUCAAUAAAAUCAAAUCUUUCGAAGCUUCCAUGAUUUGGAUGAACGGUAGAAUUUAUCAGGUGCACAGCUUUGCUUCCGCCGUUUUCCGAUAGGUGGCUGUACCGGCCGAGGCUGGUCAAAAUACAUAGAUGAUAAUGCCUUUAAAGUGAGUGUGUACAGUGCCUAACGAAUUGUCAUCGCCGUUUCAGUGACAGUUGUUCUUGUUUUCGUAUUAUUCACGCUCGAAAAUGUCUGUUUAUGUGCCCAAUUCUCGCCAUUUGCGGGAAGUUGUACUUUUCUGUUACAAUUCGAAAUAAAAUGCAGCUGAAGCGCAUCGAAUGCUCUCAGAAACUUACGGUGAUGCUGCUCUGAGUAAAAGAACGUGUCGGGAGUGGUUUAAACGUUUUAAAAAUGGUGAUUUCGAUAUCGAAGACAAACAUGGUGGUGGAAGAGAAAAACCUUCAAAGAUGAACGACUAGAAACCUUGCUUGAUGAAGACUCGUGCCAAACCCAAGAAGAGCUUGCCGAAUCGUUGUUAGUGAGUCAGCAAGCUAUUUCAAAACGUCUCAAGGCUCUGGGCAUGAUUCAGAAAGAAGGAAAGUGGGUGCUGUACGAGUUGAAACCGAGUGACAUCGAGCGCCGUCUAUUUGUAUGUGAGCAACUGCUUCAAAGACAAAAUCGUAAGGGGUUUUUACAUCGGAUCGUAACCGGUGAUGAAAAGUGGGUUGGAUACGAUAAUGUUAAAUGAAGCAAAUCAUGGGGAAAGCCCGGGCAUACUACUUCGUCGAAGGCAAAACCGAAUAUUCACGGCGCCAAGGUCAUGAUUUGUAUUUGGUGGGAUCAGCUCGGUGUGAUUUACUACGAGCUCUUCAAACCGGGUGAAACCAUCACAGGAGCACAUUGCUUCAUGGAUAGCGUCAAAAGAGGACUCCUUUUUUUCGAACCGGGAUCCGAAAAUUCCCGGAAAGAUGGAAGAAAGUUGUCACUAACGACGGACAAUACUUUGAAUGUAUAUCUGUAAGCACUUUUUCGCAAUAAAGCUUUUACUUUUGGAAAAAAACGGCUUAAGCAAAGUUGUACACCUGAUAGAAAAAUGUGCUAUAUGUUAAUUAUUUCAGUUUCUAGCGUCAGUGUUGUUUUUCGUUGCAGCAGACGUCAUUUGUUAUACAAUUGGUUUCAUUUGAUGUCUUUCAGGGGUUUUGAUACUUCAAGGGUACCGGUUCGUCCUAAUGCUACCUCACGGUUCAACAUAAACCACUAAGCAGACGUAAGCUGUUUGCAGCUUACUUAUUUUGCAUUUAGUUGCAAUGCUAUUACAUAACCGAAUUUUAAUCUAGCUAACGGGCUACGAGAAUAAAAUUAAGGCACAGAUUUUCAAAUUUCCUACCACUCAGUAAGGUCUGACUUCAGCAAAGUCCGGAAAUUCCAACAGUCUGCAAAUUAUAAUAUCCAUUACAACGUCGACGUAGUGAUAUAAAUUAUGGUCCGACAAGGAUUCACUGCAGUUCACAACCCUAGUGAAUUUCUAGUACACCGGGACGAUAAAAAGUGCACAUGAUAUGGGUAAUUUCCUUUUUUGACUUAUAACGAUGACGAGUUGUAAUUUAUUGAACCCAAAUAUCAAUCUAUAGCCAUGACUACAUAUAAAUGAAAAACACCUGAAAUCUGCGGCCGACGAGUAUGAUAUUGAAUGAUGUACUGAAACGCACGUCGUACGUUAUUUUUGGUAAUCAGAAGGCAUGUCCUGGUAUGUGGCAAAUGUUUCUUAAUACUGACUUAAGUCAUAUUUUCGACACAAUCGUAUCGUGGCCUUUACCCGUUUACGCACAGGUGAACUUUUUGACAUGUUUGUUUGGUGUUCGAAGCUUUCGUUAGCCCGACAAUAUCUGCACUCUUCCUAUCUGGGUGGGCUUGAGGCUUUCUUUAUCCACAAAAGCAGCUGAUUCAUUCCGUAGCUCAUACGCAGUUAGUUAGUGGUAGAAGAUCGGUGACCCGUCGAAGUGUUCGUCACUGGUUUAAAUGGAAAAGAUUGCACAAGUAAUGCUCAGUAGUCUUAAAACAAUUUCAAAUAAAAACGGUUACUUUUGAUAUUUCAGUGGUAGCCUACUAUAGUAAUGUAUUGUUUGAAAUGUGCCGAUUUCUUUGUUACUUAGUGUAGGAAUAUGACAAAGAGUCGACUAAAGUGCUUAAUCAUUUGUACGUAUUUGGAAGAUGAUAAUUCAUUAGGUACAUAUUUUACCAACAUCCUAGAACCGGAACUAAAUAUUCGGAAGUAACAAAAUAUUAAAUAACGUAAAACAACGCGUGUGAACCAGCAGAUAAGAGUUCGGUGCCUGAGCCAGUGGCCAUGGAAACCGCAGCGGAUUUUAUUACCCAUUUGGACGGUAGCAGUGGGAGUGGAGCCCAAGCGAAGGAAGAGCUGGGCGACAUGACGUUUUUCAUGUCGAACUAUGCCAAAGAAGUACUCAAAAUGAUGUUCAUGAUGCGUUCCCACCACAUGUUGACCGACGUGACACUCGAAGUAGAACAGGAAACAUUCCAAGCUCACAAGGUCGUCCUCUCGGCAGCGAGUCCCUACUUCAAGGCCAUGUUUACCGGAGGACUGAAAGAGUGCGAGAUGUCUCGGGUACGACUUCAAGGGGUAUGCCCAACGGCGAUGGCCCGAAUCUUGUUUUUCAUGUACACUGGCCACAUUCGAGUGACAGAGGUAACGGUUUGUCAAUUAUUACCAGCUGCUACCAUGUUCCAAGUGCCGGACGUAGUUGAAGCAUGCUGUGCCUUCCUGGAGCGCCAGCUUGAUCCAACAAACGCGAUAGGAAUUGCCAGUUUUGCUGAGCAACACGGCUGUGAAACACUCCAUCAAAAGGCAAAUCAAUUUAUCGAACGUAAUUUCACGAAAAUCUGUCAAGAAGAAGAAUUCCUACAACUAUCUGCGUUCCAACUAAUUUGCCUGAUACGAAAAGACGAACUGAAUGUGCAAGGUGAACGAGACGUGUACGAUGCCGUGUUGAAGUGGGUUAAGUUUGACGAGGAUAAUCGCUAUCCUAAGAUGGAAAAGAUUCUUUACGCAGUACGCUGUCAACUGCUUACGCCAAACUUCCUGAAAGAGCAGAUGAAAAACUGCGAUGUUUUGCGAAAGGCACCAGCAUGUCGCCAAUAUUUGGCCAAAAUCUUCGAAGAUCUCACGCUGCACAAGCGACCGGCAGUCAAAGAGCGGAAGCCAAACACUACGCGAAUGAUCUUCGUUGCCGGUGGCUAUUUUAAACAUUCCCUGGAUAUGCUCGAAAGUUACAACGUGGAUGAUAAGGUAUGGAUCACGCUACCGAAAUUGACGGUACCUCGAUCCGGGCUAGGAGCAGCAUUUUUGAAGGGUACAUUCUACGCCGUCGGUGGACGGAACAACGCACCCGGGUCUUCGUACGAUUCCGAUUGGGUUGAUCGAUACAAUCCGAUAUCCGAAACGUGGCGGCCUUGUUCACCGAUGUCAGUGCCCCGCAAUCGAGUAGGUGUUUCGGUGAUGGAUGAGCUGCUGUAUGCUGUCGGUGGCUCAGCCGGAACGGAAUAUCACAACACGGUCGAAUACUACGAUCCAGAGCUUGACCGAUGGACACUGGUUCAACCGAUGCACUCAAAACGACUUGGAGUAGGAGUAGCGGUUAUAAACCGACUUCUAUAUGCGAUUGGCGGUUUUGAUGGACGUGAACGGUUGGCGUCAGUCGAAUGCUAUCAUCCCGAGAACAACGAAUGGUCAAUGGUACCAUCUAUGAAAUAUGAGCGAUCUGGUGCCGGGGUAGCAGCUCUGCAACAGUACAUUUAUGUAGUUGGUGGUUUCGAUGGUACGCGGCAGUUGGAUUCGGUCGAAAGAUACGACACCGAGUUGCAAACCUGGGAGUUAGUUGCACCUAUCAAAAUUGCCAGAAGUGCCUUAUCGUUGACGGUUUUGGAUGGCAAACUUUACGCUAUGGGUGGAUAUGACGGGCAAAACUUUUUGGCCUAUGUAGAGGUGUAUGAUCCGGUUAAAAAUGAAUGGGAAGAAGGAACACCCCUUACUUCCGGUAGAAGCGGACAUGCGUCGGCAGUAAUUUAUACACCAUCGUGCAUAUCAAGCUGCAUGGAAAACUUGAACAUAUGUGAAGAGGCAAAGGGUAGCGGGGGCGAACGAGGUGGCAGUGGGGAUGAUUGUUACUUCCAACCCCGUGGUGAUUCGUGGAUGGAUUGUGCACCAUCGUCUUCCAGGGGAGACAAUUGUGGUGAUUCGGGAGGUAGUGGUUACCGGAAUCAUUACGCCAAUGAGAUGAUCUCACCUAUGGAUGUUAAUAACGGUCCGGCAGAUCAUCAGAAUGCUCAACCAGAAACCUAUCCAGUCAUUGAUCGCAACAAAUCAAACAGUUCGUGCACGGGUAGUGAAAAAUUCAUCGAUAGUGGGAAUGAAUUCGAUAUGGAAACUGAUACUAGUCAAGUGGAAGAAAGUGGGUGUGAGUCCAACGUUAUUAUUCCCAUACAGGCAGCACAACCAUCCUCUUCCGUGUCGAGACCUUGUCGCCUAAAGAAAUUGUGUUCUCAAAGCAAAGCUAUUCUUGGAUCAUCGAGCUCGUCCUGCUCAAAAGAAAUCAGCAAUUCUAGCAAACCAGAUUCGAACUGCAAAAUCAAACGAAAAGCUUCUAAUUGUUGGAAUGAAGAUACCUGCCCUCUCAUUCGUUUGAAGAAACAAAUUACUUGCUUCGUAUCAUCAAUUGUCUAUCCAUCUACGUCAGGACAUUGUCCAGGGAGCAGUAAUGAGACGAAUGUACUUUCCAACGUAGAAUCUACUGCUGGUCUUUCCGAUGAUUCACAUGAAGCAGAAAAGCAUUUAAAAUCAUACGAACAGCACUCUAGUGACAGUUCAGAGCAUGAACCUAGUUAGCAAACCCCCUUUUCAAUUGUACACUUUGUUCAAAUUAGAUGGUUCAAGAUCGCGGCAAACGAUUUUUGGAAAGGGAAUAUCAAGUUAUCCAAAUACGCGUCUUUUAGUUACGCUGUACCUUCUCAUGUCCCAAUAUUGAGGUUUAUUCGUGCUUGCAGUAUCUCUAACUGUUUGAAGUCGUCGAUGUUUCGCGGAGAGAUGGGUCUAAUUUCAUUAGCAAUUUGGUACAAAAUUUACAGAAGUUUUGUUAUCAUAACGGCCAUUUAGCAUAAUGGUUAUUUGGUAGGGUUUCGUCAUUUGGCGUAGUAAAUAUUGAAAAGAAACCCGAAUACUCGUUCAAAAUAGGAAUUGAAUGUUUUUUAAAACGAGCGGGUUUUUUCGCUGAAAGUCAUUUUUUAGAUUUCGUCGGAAGCGGCGAUCACUGGCAAGCAAAACUGAAAUUCCCUCGUUUGUCCGACCUACUCAACGCGAGUUUCUUUGCGUUAGGUAAAUCCGAAUACCCGAAUAUUAUUUACAACGAAAACUUGAUUUCAUUGCGAGGACACGAGACGUAAUCCGAGUCACCCGAUGACCAGUCGAAAACGGUGCUCUCUUGCAUACGAACAUGCAACCGCCUCGUUCGUCCGAUUUGUCCGAGGCUAUUUGCAUUGCCUUAGUUGGAUCCAAACGAACCGCAGUACACGAAUCAGAACGAUACGGCGAAACCGUAUUAGUCGAUUUCCACCCGCCUAACCGAUACGCACCAAAAAAUCUCGCUUUUGUUCCAACAGACAAGGGAUCUUCAUUUAUAGUUUCUUUGACUUAGUUAGAUCUGAACGAACGGUAGCGAGUUCGGAUAUCACAAAUUCACCCGAGAUACGAUUCGAUGAAAUUUAUUUUUCAGCGAAAUGACCAUUUCGGCGAAACGACCACUUCGGCGAAACGACCCCUUCGGCGAAAUAUCCCCUUCUGCGAAAUGACCCUAAUCUGUUGUUUGGUACGAUUGUCAUUUGGCAAAAUAAUUAUUGAAAAAUACUCGUUCAAAAACAGAAUUCGAUGUAUUUUAAAAUCUUAUAGCAUAAUAUUUGGAAUCAUUUGGUAACAUAUCAUUUUGCCAAAAAGUGUUCUUCUUCCGAACCCUGGGUCUGAAUGUUCUCCUAAUCCGAGAGGUGAAUAACCAUAAGAAUUAAACCUCUAUGAUGAAAAAGUACGGGUGUGUAAUGUCAGAGACAUAACUAGAUGUCGUGAAUACGAAUAAAACUGACACUCUUUCUUCGUACUUUCGAAUAUCAAUUAGUUGAUCGAUUGUGUGCAUUGUGCAAGCUUUCCUCUUGUUCACUACUAGAAUUUGAAACGAUACUGCUGAACUAAAGUACAGAUUAGUUACAUUAAACAUUCUGACACACAAUUAAAUAUUACGAAAUAACCAGUAUAGUUCUUUAUGAUAAAAUAAUGGUGGUUCUGAAAGAAACCUUUCAUUAAUGGCUUCUAAGUCGGUGCUAUGCAUUUUAUAUAGCAAAUCAGCAGAAAGUUCUACUACAAACUACAAGUGGUAUCAAAAUGGGCCGUAUACAGUAUAGUGAAGAAAAUUUCGUAUAAUUCUUUGGGUAUACAAUUAUUGUUCUAAAUAGAACUAUACAGAAUUUUGGUGUCAAUCAUUUCGUUUCGGAUUUAAAUAUUUCAGUGAAAAAAGUUAUCAAAAUGCCGUACGAGAUAAAUUUGUGGCAUUCAGAAGGGCCAAAUUGUGUAAUUCUCUAAGAUAUUAAACACUGUUGCGAAUUUUGCACUGCGAAAAUCAAAUUAUCUUGAAAACUGGCUCUGUGACCUGAGCGUUUAAGGCUUUACACCACGCAGAAGGUCUACUUUCAUUGCCGACUGCUCCUGCUGACGACCGAAGUCCAAAUGAGACUUUCACGCUUUAUACUUCGUUUGUUCUUACUGAUGUUGGUGGGAGAACCUCACCUCGACAUCCAGUUUCGUCUGCAGCAAUGAAAUGAACAGUUUUUAUUCAAAAAUUCCCCUUUCUAUUUGUUCAGUAGAUUCUGAUAUGUGCCUGACUACCUCAAAACCGUCGACCGCGAAAAAGGCAAGCAAGCGUGAUGAUUUUUUUUCAAAAGAAAAUUUGGUUUUUCAAUUAUUUUUAGGGCUUUUUUUUACGCUGUUGAAAAUUUAAUCACGAAUUCCUAAUCACAUUACCAACAGCUUGUAGAAAAAAAUAUGUUGGUGGGUUAAGUACAUCAAAAGAUAUUCGUGGUAAAGUUCUGCCCAUUCUUGUACAGGGUAAAUUUUGAAAAAGCGCCCCAUAGUAAAGUAAGUCAUAUUCAGGACAAAAUAACCGAUUCGAAGAAUUCUGGAAUUAGGAACUGGACCUAAGCUCAAGAACUAGAUUCAAAACUAAGAACAGACUCAGAAUUCAGUUGGAUUUUAGUGGACUACAAUUUCGAAACUGAAAUCAGUUCCGGAAUCUUUUUCCAGAAUCCAGUUCAACACGCAGGCUCUGAAUUCUAAACCCAUGUUCCGGAACUAAGCUCUGAAGCUUGAAGACGAUUUCUCACCCCGUCUACCAAAAUAAGUUGCCUAGAGUACAGUAAAAUGUCCCAUAAUUCUUUGGGAGUAUUAUUAUGAUUCUAGAAAGAAUCGAACCGAAGAAUUCUAGAAAAUGGAACUGGACUUGAGUUCAAGAACUAAGAGCAGACUCAGAGUCUCGGUUUGAUGACCGGAAAGCGAAUGAGAGUUGCUACCUGAGCGUUUGAAGUUUUAACCACGCAAAAGGUGCGCUCUUCGUCGCUUCUGGUGGAAUGUUUCCUCUAGACUCGAAGACCGGAAGCGAAUGAGACUUGCUACCUGAGCGUUUGAGGUUUUAACCACACAGAAGGUGCACUCUCCGUCGCUGUUGGUUGAUGAUAUCGCUCCCUCGACGACCGGAAAGCAAAUGAUAAAUCAUUCUCACGACGUCUGCUUCCAUCCAACACACAAGAAGAAAUGAUCGAUUUUCAACCACGGUUCCCUUUUUAUACGCAUUCAGAUGAAGAUAUGUGCCUGACUACCUCAAAAUCGUCGUCCUUGCGCGAAAAACCCAAGCAAAAGUAAAGAGUUUUCCGCGUUGUUCUCAAAGUUUUAGAAAACUUAAUUUUUGAGUAGUUUGUGGUUAUCUCACACUGUUCAAAAAAAUAUCCUAAAUUCCUGAUCAUAUUUUUGAUGAAAUGGUGAAAGAAUUAUGUUGUUGCCCUUAAUACAAGUCGAGAUAUUCACGAUUAAGUUCUGUCCAUUUUUCCAUAUGGCUAAUUUUGAAAUGGCACCCCAUAAUAAAGUAAGUCGUAUGCACGACAAAAAUUGCCAUAUUCUUUCGUUGGCUGCCUUACUAUUAUUUGUUUAGGUUAUCGAACUUCCGAGUUCACUAAAGUAGCAUUGUUUUUACUCGUAUACUGUUCAAUCAGUGCUCUUAACUUUUAAUUGCUAAAUCUCCAUCGUACCAAAUAACAUUUUACCAACCCCGCUCAGGUAUAGCACUUUGUACCCAUAUGAAUUUGUUGAACCGGUAAUCAAUCAUGGUGCAGGAUGCUACUCGUUUCAUCACUGGUAAAAAAAAUUUGCGAGCGCUAAUUCAUACUCGACAUUUAGUUUUCAUUCUUCAAACCAAAAAUUUGAAAAAAAAAAACUAUUCUUCAAAUUUGCUGACUUCAAAACUUUUGUAGCACUAAGUCUCUUUCAAUGCGACUUGUUUUGCGCGAAUUUUCGGAGUUAUUCGGUAUUUUUUGCGAACUCCUUGUUUCGUUUUUGUGUUACUUCGAAAAAAAAAUUAAGUCUCUCUGAGACAGAGAAUUUUUUUUCGUGGUAACACCAGAUCAUUCCUGCAUUAUCGACAAUUUUAAAGUCGAUAUUUUCCGAUUAAUAUUGAUUCAAUAAUUGAUAAACAUACUUUGUCAGAUAUUAUGCCCUUAAGUUAUUAAAAUCGGUAUUAACAGUGUUGUUUCUCGUAGUGUACGGUGAAUCAGUUUUUGAAGAAAAUACGCAUGAAAUGCAAGAAAUUAAAAUUUUUCACAUCAUCACCGGUAAAGGGGUUGUUCACUUCUUACUAUUGUUGAAUCCAAAAUGCAAAUUAAUAACAAAUGUUUGACAAAUUUGCGCCAUUCAAAAAAUUCCAAAACAGGACUCAAAUGCGUUUAAAAUUUACACUUAUUACACUAAAACACACCGGCUCUACGCCAAAUUAUACAAUGCGCUUCAUAUAACACAAUUUUUCGUCAGUUGACGCACUAGAAUCGACUAUGCCUGCUGCUAGACCCAGAAACAUGUAGAUCAAAAUUGCUUCCUGUAUUACAUUGUACAUUAGACACAUCUCCUUCGAUAGACUGAAUUUGAGUACAGUAAACGGAUAUUGCAUUCUUUAUCUAUCGAGAAACCCUCUAUGAAUACCAAUUGGAAUACUAACUUGAGUGCCAUGAAACUUAUUAUCCUAUUUGUGACUAAGAAGUGCUUCUAGACCAGCCUCGGAAGGUUCUAUACCGUUAUAUGCAGGAAUUGUCAUAUAACGAAAAAAUGUGUUAGGUUGUCAGUUAUUCCGAACAAAGUCGACUUUCUUCAUUGGAAAUUCUUUGCAUUCCUUCCUGGUGUAUAUAGAGAUCAGUCUACCAAUUCACGAGCUAUAGAAUAAUUAUAGAAAUACCCAAAAAAAUAACGACAACAUGAAAGAUAUACCUAGUAAAGUAAUACUUUCAUACUGUAAAAAAAAAUUAUAUUCAUACUAUGUAUGAAUACAUACAGUGUAGGCAACAUGAAGAAUAUUCAAACAAAUCUGAAAGAAGACAGCUUGUAAAUAGAAAUAAAACAAAAAAUUGUAUACCUAAACCCUGCUCGACUAUGUAAAUAAAAUCGUAUUUAAUGUUUUAGAAA
Malaya genurostris is the source of this 10821-nucleotide messenger RNA. It is a transcript of the gene Keap1, whose product is annotated as kelch-like ECH-associated protein 1B. Gene Ontology annotation, molecular function: protein binding. The record is from RefSeq and is a predicted model, not a curated record. The transcript has 5 exons. NCBI's taxonomy places the organism in Eukaryota, Metazoa, Arthropoda, Insecta, Diptera, Culicidae. Bases 3394 to 5949 code for a protein of 851 amino acids.